GCAUUUGGUGGCGCCCUCAGGAAAAGUCCAGUCACUUCCUGAACAGUAAUCUGCCUGUGAGCAGCAGAUAGAUUCUCAUUGUUUGCCAUUUCCAGUUUCCAGUAAUGGGAACGAUUACUUGAUCUAGCCAGUUUCUGUUGAAGAUCUGGGAAAACUUACAAAUUUUAAUGGCAAAAUUUUGUCUGCUUCCAUAAAAAAACAACAGAAAAAAAAGUAACCUGUUUUUGGUACCUGGAGGCAUCACCUCUGAUGAUGAAUAUUGUUUUAUUUUGGAAUUAAGAGUCUGUUCUUCAGCAACGAGAUGUAUCUUGCUCUUCUGGUGAUUUUCUUGCAGUGUUCAGAACUUUACACUGAGGAGAGAGUUUUUACUUUCAACACAGUUGAAAUCAAGGUUCAGCCAUCUGUCAAAGUAAAGAAUGGAGAUCCUAUGUCGAUUAUCUGCCAUGCUGAUAUUAGCAAAAGUGCGGAUUUCCAGCUGAAGCAUAAUUUUACAAUUUUUAAGGAUGGCAAGCUUGUGUUCAUGACUGUAUCAGACAAAGGAGAUGCACAAUAUGAAAUAUCUACGGCUAGAUCUUCAGAUACAGGAGAUUAUGAAUGUACUGUGGAAGCAGGCAGAAAGACAAAAUCUAGUAACUCCUUACAUGUUUGGGUAACAGGUAUGACCAAGCCAAUCCUGACUGCUGAGAAAAAAGAAGUUUUAGAGGGUGAAGUUGUGAAAUUACGUUGUGAGCUGCCAGAAGAAGUACCUCCUUUAUAUUUCUUUUUCCGGAAGAUAAAGAUGAAUUCAACACCUAAAGAAAAAUAUGUAUAUGAACUACAUAGAAAUUUUUCUGUAGUGGAAUUUUCUGUUGAAGAGGGAGAUAAUAUUUUACAAUUUGAUUGCUUUGGUAAGAGAAUUGUAAAACUCGAAUAUGAAACCUCAGAACACAGCAACAAAACACUUGUUACAGUCAGGGAACCAUUUAUAAAGCCUACUCUGAAUGUCAAGCCCUCAAGUAAUAUUACAGAAGGAGACAGAAUACAGCUUGAAUGCUCAACUGUGGUAGCCCGAAUGCGUGACAUUGAAAUCAUACUCCAGAAAAACAAAACAAUACUAAACAGUGUACAAGAUGAGAAACUUUUGAGAUACUCUGCAGUAGCUACUCUAGAGGACAGCGGUGAAUACCUAUGUAAGGUGGAGCAAGGGAGAGCAUCUAAAACCACCAAACUGAAUGUUGUUGUGGCAGAGUUAUUCCCUGCACCAAUAUUGGCUGCUUCUGCAAGUAAGCUGGAUGAAAAUAAAGAAUUAACUUUGAGUUGCAGCAUUAGUGGUUUUCGGAAAGCUAACUUCUCUAUAUUACGGAGAAGUUCAAAUGGAGACAUCUGGUUGAAAAAUUCUAGAAACUUAACAAUGAAAGUUAAUGUGAGUGAUACUGGAUCCUAUAUCUGUAAAGCUGAAGUAAAAGGAAUAGUCAAGACGAGCAAACCUGUAAGGAUAAAUGUUUAUGCUCCAGUCUCCAAGCCAACUCUUUCCAUUGUUGGUGGUUUACCAGAAGUGGUGUUAGGGAAACCUCUACAGUUAAUCUGUCGUUCGGCGAUGGGAACACCACCAAUAACAUUCACAUUCUACAAAGGAAAUGAAGUUAAGAAAAUAGUAAUUAAUGACACAUAUGCUACGUUCUUGGAUGAAAAUAUUAGACAAAAUGACAAAAGAGGAUAUAAAUGUGAUGCUAGAAAUAAUCACUCCAGUGGUAUGAAAGCUAGCAAUAUUCUAAACAUCACAGUAAUAGUACCAAUCAGGAACGCCAGUUUGGGCAGUAUUCCGUAUGGAGAAGUAGAAGAUGGCAGUGACACUGCUUUUCUCUGCUCUGUGAAAGAAGGAUCUUGGCCAAUCCACUUCAGGAUUUUUCGAAAAACUGAUCGUGAAGUUCUUCUGUUUGAAAAAAGUGAAAAUGCGGACAGAGUCAUGUGGCGCAAGGAGGCAAUGAACAGCCAGGACACAGGGACAUAUUACUGCAUGGCUUCUAAUCGAGCUAAUGUGGAUGUGAAAAGUCAUCCAAUAACCAUCAGUGUCAUCUUAGCGUCUUGGCAGAAAGGUGUCAUUGCUGCAUUUGUCCUAAUACCUAUCGCAGGAGCAGUAACUCUCACUUUAUGGUGGUUUUUGUCUAAGAAGAAAAAGGCUAAAGGACGACCCAUGGAGAUGUCUGGUUCUGCCUUGGCUACAAACUUGACAAGUGAAAAACUGACAAGACAGCACAAUGAUGGAGACUACUAUUCAGGAUCAGGUUACAUUGAAGAUAGUGAAAAUCACAUGAAAUCAACAGAUGAGAGUAAAGGACCUGACCUUGAGAGUGCUGAGGUGGAGUACACUGAAGUUGAAGUAUCAACGCUUGAUCCUCACAGAGGAGCUUUUCAUACGGCAAACAAAACAAAAAAAAGAAAAGAAAUUGAUUCUGUGCCAAUACAUUUUCCAGCUCCUGUACAGAAGGGGACUGAAACAGUUUAUAGUGAAAUCAGAAAAGCUAAUAAUGAUUCUGUGGAAAACAGGCAUUCUAGAAUACAAGGGCAUCCUGAUGCUACUUAGAGCAGUCGUCUCAAACAUCAGCUGGGAGAAGAAAACAAGCAAAGAUGGAAGAUGUUGCAAAUGUUUCAAAAACUCUGCAGCACUUAUGAGUUUGCCAGGCUCUUCUUUUCAAAGUUUAUUUCCUCAGGGGAAACACUAGAGAACUUCCUAAAGCAUUUAAUGGAAAAAAUUACAAAUAAAAAUUCUCAUAGGAAAGCGGCUCUAGAAACCACUGACCUAGGUUCCCAACUUUAAUUUCUCCUGAUAAUACAAUUUUGCCUUUCUAGCCUCCAAUUCAUCAUGCUCUGAGGAAAUAAAAAGGGAAGCUACAGUUGAGGAAGUACAUUUCUACAGUGCAGUAACUACUGUGAUGCUAGUAGGAUGUAGAAAUACCUAAGCUUGCUUUAAACUAGCUACCUUGGUUAUCAGUAACACUCUACUGUGGCAGAACAGAGCUCAGCACGGCUUGGCCAGCCAUGUAUGUACUUUGACAUGAUCUUGCAGCUUGUGCUGAACUCCCAGUGCUGCAGCAGCUGGACUGCUACCAGUCUUGGAGCCAGCUAAUUUAUAGCUCACUUGGAUGCUACACUGCAAUGGGGGCCUAACAGAACAGCGAGCUCUGGGCUUUCUAAAAACUUGAAUAACUGUUCAGAGAUUCAGUACUUAUCAAGUGCUUCUAUCAGUAGAGGCACAAAUAUUCUUUAUUCUUUGCUAAAUUGCUUUUCCCCUUUAAAAGUUCUGAUGCUUGUUGGUUAGUUUGGUGUGAUGGUUCUUCAAUGAAUGAUUGCCCAUCACAGUUAUUUUGGAUGAUGCAAAAUGUAGGUCUUGAGUGGGUGGAUACACUACACACAGGUGAGUUUGUACCUGAAAAUCCUGUUAUGUAUAAUCCUUAUUCCUUUGACCUUAGGAGAGAUAUGAAGCCAUACUUGUGUCCAGUUUGUCCACUAUGGCAUUCCAUACCUAUCCUUUUUCUCUAUAGUAUGAUAAACCACUAACAUGGAUCCAGUUUGGACUUGGAUCUAAAUUUUGCAGCCCAUGUUUAUAUCAGUUGCAUUAGUUUUAAAAAAGAACACAAACAAAAACAGUAGUAGUACUGUCCUCAACCCCUUAACCAGCUGGUCUUUGACACUGCAAUUGCUCUCCUUUUCUUACUGCAGAUUAAAUUACUACAAGAUCUGGGCCACAGGUAAGAAGGUUCUCAUUUUAAUUAGAAAAUAAGGAAAGACAGGGCAUGGAUUUGUAUAUACAUAUAUAGUUACUGCUUUAAGCAUUGCAUCAAAGGCACAAAACCAGCAAGAAAUACAAGAGUUUUAGAUCCUCAUUCCAAACAUUUAAAUUUUCAAGCUCCAGUUACUGGCUAAUAUCUCUAAUUUAUUGUUCCCUAUGCAAAUGUUGUUUGUAUCAAAAGCCUUUCACAAAUGACUGACUUCACAACGCUCUUCUGUUGACAAAUAUUCAUUCUAGCAUCCUGUGAGUGUGCAUACAAAUGCAUUAGUAUAAGGAAUGUGAAAAGGUAUUUUAAUAAAGAAAACUUUGAAUUGAA
This is a messenger RNA of Grus americana (Whooping crane), 4085 nucleotides long. RefSeq names its product platelet and endothelial cell adhesion molecule 1 (gene PECAM1). Gene Ontology annotation, molecular function: transmembrane signaling receptor activity. The transcript is spliced from 16 exons. NCBI's taxonomy places the organism in Eukaryota, Metazoa, Chordata, Aves, Gruiformes, Gruidae. Gene Ontology annotation, biological process: cell surface receptor signaling pathway. The record is from RefSeq and is a predicted model, not a curated record. Bases 302 to 2563 code for a protein of 753 amino acids.